ACUUAUGCCCACAUGAACGGCUGGACCAACGGGGCUUACUCGCUGAUGCAAGACCAGCUGGGCUACAGCCAGCACCCGGGCAUGAACAGCCCCCAGCUGCAGCAGAUGCACCGCUACGACAUGACGGGCCUGCAGUACAGCCCCAUGAUGUCCACGGCCCAGACCUACAUGAACGCCGCCUCCACCUACAGCAUGUCGCCCGCCGCCUACGGCCAGCAGCCCUCCACGGCCAUGAGCCUGGGCUCCAUGGGCUCCGUGGUGAAAUCCGAGCCCAGCUCGCCGCCUCCUGCCAUCACUUCCCACUCGCAGAGGGCCUGCCUGGGAGACCUGCGGGAUAUGAUCAGCAUGUACCUGCCCCCGGGGGGGGAUGCCACAGACCCUUCGGCCCUGCAGGGCAGCAGGUUACACAGCGUGCACCAGCACUACCAGAGUGCCGGGACUGGCGUGAAUGGUACCGUACCACUAACUCACAUAUAAACUUGGCUGCUCCGGACGGCUCCCCGUCUUAAUCCCUAACCCCACCACCGCUCCCUGACUACACCGGGACGUACGGCAGUGUUGCUCGGCUUAGCAGACUUAAUACUAACUUUGGAGAAAUUUUAAAAAGGAAAUCCGUUAGUUGUGUCUUUUUUUUUUUUUGUACAAAAAAAAAAAUAUUCGAGCAAGCUGUUAUUUUAAUAGAUCACAACUCCUGCCUUCUAGAAGCGCUGUGAAGUUUUGAAACCACGCAACUUCUUUCCUGGUUUCUGCUAGAUUGGGCACUGUUUUAUUCGCUUAAAAAGUUUUUAAAAGAUCUUGCAUCUUCCAGUUUGAUUUCUAGCGUUGCAAUGACAUAAAAAAAAAAAAAAAAACACCCCAAACCGGCGGGCUUUUGUUUUUAAACUCAGUUGUUCACAUUAUC
Molecule: messenger RNA, 901 nt
Organism: Pelecanus crispus (Dalmatian pelican)
Lineage: Eukaryota; Metazoa; Chordata; Aves; Pelecaniformes; Pelecanidae
Product: transcription factor SOX-3-like
Biological process (GO): positive regulation of transcription by RNA polymerase II; brain development; negative regulation of transcription by RNA polymerase II
Cellular component (GO): nucleus
Molecular function (GO): RNA polymerase II cis-regulatory region sequence-specific DNA binding; DNA-binding transcription activator activity, RNA polymerase II-specific
Source: RefSeq, a predicted model, not a curated record